AUGAAUAGAGUUCACCAGAUUAUCAUUAUCUUUAAGAAUCACGAUAUGAGAGCGAGAUACAAGAUCAGGGUUCCAUCAAUCCCGGAAACUCGCUGGCUCUACAUAUAUGAUACUCUGUUUUUCAUCUUUGAUAAUCUGGAAACAAUUAAUACUGCUUUAAGAAGUGGAGAUCUUCCACUAUCCCUUUCCAGAGCUACACGUGAACAGUUACAAUGGACACGUGAUGGAAUUCCUCCACUCUUUAAAGAUGCUUUAAUGAUAUUCAAGCCAUUAAAGCAACUUCAAUUAUGGCUGGAAUCCAACAAGUCCAUGGGUGCUUAUGCAUUCCUGAUGAUACAACAGUGCCAAGGGAUGUUGGAUGAAAUGGCAGGAAGAUUAACGCCAGAUGGUGAAGAGAUUCUCCGAUCAAUCACUACAAUAUUCAAAAAUGAUAUGAAAGAAUAUGGUAGAAUUGAUUUGCUUCGGUUUGCUUUCGGCUUUACACCGUUAGCAAGGAAGAUCAUCAGAGACAAGAAGGGUUUUGGAGGAAAGACAAGCUAUCCACCUAUAAUGCAGUUGAAAGAUGUGCAAGUCCCAACGAUUCCUUCCCUGAGGAUCAUCAAUCGCGAGAUCACAUUUGAGAAACUCGGCGAAAUCCUUGAAGAAGAACGAACAGAACGUGUUGACGAGGUAGCCGAGCAUGAUGAAGAGAUCCAGCAAGCAGAAGAGGAACAAAUGCUUAACGACGAUCAUGCAGCCGAAACAAAUGCCGAUGGUUCGAGGAAUUCCUUGGUCUGGGAUGUUGUAGAUGAAGAGAUAAAAGAUCUAUACACAUUCAUGAUAACAAUCCUCAGACAAAGAG
Trichomonas vaginalis G3 is the source of this 841-nucleotide messenger RNA. RefSeq names its product ribonuclease H-like family. The transcript has a single exon. The annotation marks the transcript as partial. Lineage: Eukaryota; Parabasalia; Trichomonadida; Trichomonadidae. The record is from RefSeq and is a predicted model, not a curated record.